CAAGGCUAGACAGAGUGCGGCAGGCGGUGGGCCCACGCACACAUACACUCUCAUCCGCCCUCCUUUGACUCUUACCUACACAUCCUUUUAGGUUUUUGGCACUUUUAUACCCCUGGAAACUAAUCUAGUGAAGUGAUUUGUGUAAUAUAGUGUGUAAAGAAAGUAGAUAUAGUACUUUCGACGAGUGUCAUUAAGAAUUAAGGUGAUAAAGAGGGAAAUAUCAAGUCAUUUGUGAAGUGAUUGGUGCUGAGUGGUGUGGUGCCUGGCCUUGGACCAGCAGAUAGGUACAAGCAGGUAAGCUGAGGGACUAAGGUGUGUGGGAGCCACGCUGACGCCACCUAAACGUAUCCUUGGAGGUUAAGUUUUUUCCUUUUUUUUUGAAAAAUAAACUCGUUCUUGUGGAUAAUCGUACCAAUUGAAAUUCUCCGAAACAAUUGCCCCGGUAUAUAUUUGAUACACAAUUACAUUUAUACUCAAAUGUGAGAAGUUUGAAGUUGUAUAUUACUUAACUCCUUGGAAAUUUUGAGGAUGGUAUAUGGAGUCUAAGAUUAACAAGAAAAUUUGACUUUGAAAGCCAGUUUUGAUUAAACAGUUUCAACUUGCAUCACAACAAAAGUUUUAUUGUGAAAUACUGAGAAAUAAAGCAGUGAAACCACAGCGGUCUAUAGAUACUGCACUGUACUGGCGUCUGGGGCAACAUAGAGCUGUACUGUAUACUUAAGGUUGUGGCCAAAAGCAUGGUGGCGUCCCCUUCCUACCUCGACGUCGCCAGCACCAGCAAGCCCUCACACUCUACAUCACCAACAUAUAGUAGUCAUCAACAGUGCUGAGGAGGCGCCAUGGUCGGGUGGACGGCGCGGUGGGAGCCGGGCGUGGGGAGGGACCAGCACCAGCACCAGCAGCGCCUCGCCGUGACCGACCACGUCGUCGCCCCCGACCCGCCCAUUAUCCCACUCUCCGCGCCCUCACCACCCCGCCACGCCCCUAGUCACGCCCACAACCACGCGGACAUUGCCUCUCCUCAGGCGGACCCCCGAAACAGUGAAGGCAACGAGGUGCACGGACUUACAGCAGGGGCCGCCAGUGACCCUGACAUUGCCCCUGUAGAGGGCAGCAGUGAGGGUGGCGCCAGGUGUGUGGAAGGUGAGCAGGGCCACAGCAGCAGGCAUCACCCCACCCCUUCGUCGUCGUCUCGUGUACCUGAUGAUCACACUGGUCGCCCCGGUUUACCUGUAGCCAGCGUAGAGGUGGGCUCGGCGCCCCCGCCAUACGAUCUUUCCUUCCUGUGUCACGCACCUGCAAACCUGCCCACGCCGCCCACACCAUCCGCGGCAGUUAACGGUACCUCGCGGGCGCCGUGUGUGUCGGCCGGGGACGGCGACCACAGUAGGUGGGGGGCGUCGCAGGACACAGCGCCGCUCACCACCAACGGAGAGGUGGGUCGUAGGAGGGUCAACGGCGUCGUAGUGAAGAUGGCCGCUGUGGACGAGGCCGUCACAGAAGAAGGGGAGGAGGAGGAGGAGGAGGAGGAAGAAGAAGAAGAAGAAGAAGAAGAAGAGGGGGAGGAAGGGGAAUUUCUGUGUGGACUUGGUCGAUGGUGCUCCCCAAGUUGGGUUCAAGGCUUAGCCACCAAACAAGUGUUCCUCAUUGUGUUUUCUUUAACGUCGGUGCUUCAGGGGAUGUUCUACACGUACUUUGUGAGUGUGCUCACUACUGUUGAGAAGUUGUUUCAGUUAAAGAGUAAGACAACCGGAAUAAUCAUGAGUGCCACAGAGAUGGGGCAGAUAGGUGGCGCUCUCUUGCUGGCUUACUACGGCGGCCAGGGACAUAGACCAAAGUGGAUAGGUUGGGGGAUGAUUCUCUUCGCCUUCUGCGCCUUUCUCUGUGCCCUUCCACAUUUCUUAUUUGGCCAGGAGCUGUUGAGACAGCACCUGGAAACAACACCGUCAGAGGACAGUCCUCUGGCCAACGCCAACAUCUGCAGGUUACCAGGGACACCCAUCCCCUCGAUGGGCCUCAACAACUCGCUGCCGGGACUCCCCGAAUUCAAGAAAUGUGAGACUCCUGAAGGUGAGACCCAGGUGGUGCUCUCCAUCUUCUUCCUCUCCUUGCUGGGUAUAGGCAUCGGCCAGACGGCAGCCUACAACCUAGGCAUCCCCUACAUCGACGACAACAUCGCCAACCGCGAGACACCCAUCUAUUUCGCGGUGACCAGUGGGGUGAGGAUCCUUGGACCAACGCUGGGCUUCGUGCUGGGGUCCUUCUGCACCAGGCUCUAUGUUGACCCCGUCGCUGAUCCUGGCAUUGACCCCACAGACCCCAGGUGGAUAGGGGCCUGGUGGCUAGGAUUAAUGGUGGUGUCAGUGGCAUUAUUUCUGACUAGCACCGCCAUGUUUGCCUUCCCUCGUCACACCCAGUACAGCACGCUCCAGUAUCCAGCCACCACUCCGCACCCCUUCACUAAAAGACUUCCUGAAAGCAGUUUGGCGCCUUUGAAGAAUAAAAUUUUGAUAUUCCGGACAGCUAGCAGCGUUUUACACAUCCUGCCUAUUGCAGGUCUUUACACUUUCCUCCCGAAAUACUUGGAGAGUCAGUUACUUCCGUCCACAGUCUUGGCUUUAGUCUCUGGAAUCGGAGGUAUUCUGGUGAUGGGUGUAGGCAUCUUUGCUAGUGGGGUGUUCAUCAGGCGAGCUAAACCCUCAGCCCGUACUGUUGCAGGCUGGAUUGCCCUUACAGCCCUCAUCUACUCAAUAGGUAUGGUGAUCUUGAUGUUUGUGGGCUGCCCUCCAGAGGACUUUGUUGGUCUAGUGGAGGAUGCAAGUGGGAAACACUUCACCCCAGUGUGCAACAGGACAUGUGGAGAUUGUGACGCCACCACUUUUGCCCCAGUGUGUGAUAAGCAUGGCAAGACCUACUUCUCCUCCUGCCAUUUGGGUUGUUCCAAUGCUACUCUUUUUAAGGACUCUAAUCAACUUGUGUUCUCCAACUGUGAUUGUCUGGAGGAGGGCGAGACAGCAGUGUUGAGACUGUGUGGGAUGAAGUGUAGCAACUUUGUCUGGUACGUCAUCAUCUUCUCUGUGUUUGUAUUGAUACAUUCCACGUCAGAGGUGGGCGGUAUGUUGGUUACUCUCCGCUGCGUAGACCCUAAGGACAAGGCCAUGGCACUUGGCCUGAUAUCUGUUGCUAUUGGUUUAUUAAGUAAUGUGCCAUGCCCAAUAAUAUAUGGUGCAGUAGUUGAUUCUGCAUGUAUUCAUUGGAAGGAAACAUGUAGGAAAGCAGGUGCCUGUCAGCUUUAUGAUUCUGAUGCAUUCAGGAUGUUCUUCCAUGGCAUGACAGGUGCUGUUAUGAUGUUAGCAUUUUUCGUGGAUGUGGUGGUAUGGUACAUGGCAAAAUCUGUAUCCUUCAAUGACGAAGAUGAUAAUCCAGAAGAGGAAACUCCCAUGAAUCCAAAAUCUGUCUCCCUCCCCAUCCACACCCAUGGCAAUUGACC
Molecule: messenger RNA, 3490 nt
Organism: Homarus americanus (American lobster)
Lineage: Eukaryota; Metazoa; Arthropoda; Malacostraca; Decapoda; Nephropidae
Product: solute carrier organic anion transporter family member 74D-like
Biological process (GO): sodium-independent organic anion transport; transmembrane transport
Cellular component (GO): membrane
Molecular function (GO): protein binding
Source: RefSeq, a predicted model, not a curated record